AUGUGUCUGGAUCUGAAUCUGAAGUCAAUGCUGUGUCUGGACCGGGAUCUGGAGUCAUCACUGUGUCUGGACCUGGAUCUGGUGUCAUCACUGUGUCUGGACCUGGAUCUGAAGUCAUCACUGUGUCUGGACCUGGAUCUGGUGUCAUCACUGUGUCUGGACCUGGAUCUGGAGUCAUCACUGUGUCUAGGGCUGGACCUGGAGUCGUUACUGUGUCUGGACCUUGAUCUGGAGUCAUCACUAUGUCUGGAUCUGGAGUCAUUGCUGAGUCUGGACCUGGAUCUGGAGUCAUUGCUGUGUCUAAACAUGGAUCUGGAGUCAUUGCUGUGUCUGGACCUGGCUCUGAAGUUAUUGCUGUGUCUGGAUCUGGAUCUGGAGUCAUUGCUGUGUCUGGACCUGGAUCUGGAUCCAAUGCUGGACCUAGACUAG
Molecule: messenger RNA, 429 nt
Organism: Melanotaenia boesemani (Boeseman's rainbowfish)
Lineage: Eukaryota; Metazoa; Chordata; Actinopteri; Atheriniformes; Melanotaeniidae
Product: keratin-associated protein 12-2-like
Exons: 2
Coding region: 1-429 (142 amino acids)
Source: RefSeq, a predicted model, not a curated record